UUUUGUAGAUCUGUCAUUACAGGCCAUGUUUUCAUGUGACUCUCCUCUACAGUAGAGAAACACAGAAACACAGCGUAUUUGUUGUCUCGCCGGCUGUGAUGAGACACCAACCCGAGACUUUUAUGAUAUUUAACACACAAUAACAUCUGACCGAGCUGCUGGGAACAGGUGUCACCGGUUUAGAAGACUUUCCAAGCAGGUUUUUAUAAAACACCAUGACCCAGUGACAUCAUUUGAACAACUUCAUUUUAAACUUGUCGGAGUGCCAUGGCGCCACCAAAUGGCUACUCCAUCAACUCGACCCCUCUGGACGAGAGCGAGGACGGUGAACCCCUCAUCGAGAAUGAUCGGGUUCCCUCUGCGUGCUGCUCGGCUCGCCUUAACCUGGCGUUCCUCAUGUUCUUGGGGUUCUCUGUGGUCUACGGCCUCCGGGUCAACCUCAGUGUUGCAAUGGUGGCCAUGGUGAACAUCACCGACCCCACACCAGCCCCGAACAGCUCUGUAUUCCACGCCUGUCCUCUGCCAGCGGGGAUGGAAAACUCCAGCGACACUUUCCCACAACAAGACGGGAUCCCUCAGUACCCGUGGGACUCAGAGACUCAGGGUUGGCUGCUUGGAGCUUUCUUCUUCGGCUACCUGUGCACUCAGAUCCCAGGCGGCUACCUGUCCGGUCACUACGGGGGUAGCAUCUUCAUGGGUUUGGGCGUGCUGGGCACUGCCGCCCUCACCCUGCUCACUCCUCUGGCUGCACAGAUGGGAAUCUACUGGCUGUUUGCACUAAGAGCGCUGGAAGGCUUUGGAGAGGGUGUGACGUUCCCGGCCAUGAUGGCGAUGUGGGCUCGCUGGGCUCCCCCUAUGGAGCGCUCUCGCCUGAUGACUCUGUCAGGAUCUGGGGCAAACUUCGGGGCCUUCGUGUCUCUGCCGCUCACUGGCUACAUCUGCCAAACUCUGGGCUGGCCCGCUGUCUUCUACCUCUGUGGUGGUGCUGGGUGUCUCUGGGCCGUCUUUUGGUUUAUAUUUGUGUCAGAUGAUCCUCGCACGCAUCGCCGAAUCAGCGAAGAGGAGAAAGAUUACAUCAUAAGUUCCAUUGGAUCUCAGGGUACAGGUCAUGGCUGGUCCGUGCCCCUGCUGCCCAUGCUGCUGUCAGUACCCUUGUGGGCCAUCAUCGUCACCCAGAUGUGUGCAAACUGGUCCUACUACACGCUGCUCACCUCCCUGCCCACCUACAUGAACAACAUCCUGCACUUUGACCUCAAAUCGAACGGUUUCCUGUCCGCUCUGCCGUACCUCGGGGCCUGGUUGGCCUCCACGCUGUCGGGCGUCGUCGCCGACAGCCUGAUCGAGAAAAAGGUCUUCAGCGUCACCAACGUACGCAAGAUCUUCACCAUCACAGGUCUUUUGCCGGGUGCAGCCUUCCUCCUGGCGGUGGCUUACUCCGGCUGCAGCCACAUCCUCACCGUCACCUUCCUCACACUCUCCACAACCAUCGGGGGAACCAGCGCCUGCGGAGUCUUCAUCAACCAGAUAGAUAUCGCUCCUCGGUAUGCAGGAUUCCUCCUGGGGAUCACAAACACAUUCGGGACCAUUCCAGGAGUCUUAGCACCCAUUGCUACAGGAUACUUCACAGAGGAUCACACCCUGGCAGGCUGGAGGAAGGUGUUCUGGGUGGCAGCUGGGGUCAACGUUGCUGGUGCCAUCAUCUACACCUUAUUCGGCAGUGGGAAGACUCAGCCGUGGGCCGUCGCAGAGGAGGAGGUAGCGGAAGCAGAGAAAAACAGGAGCACAUCCAUCAUCACGUAAAACAGAAAUUCCACAAACAUAAACUAAAAAUGCUGAUGAGACGCGGAUUAGAAAGACAUUUAAGAGACUCAGAGGUCCUCAACUUGAAAUAUGAGACAUAAGAAUAAUGCAGUUUUUACUCCUUAUGAACAUGACAUGGGAAAUUUGCAACGUUAAUGUUGUCAUUGGACCAGGACAGUUGAAUUAUGUGUUAUUGAAGACAUUAUUUUUACAGCAUUUGCAGAGUUUUUAUGCCUUUGUCUCUGCCGUUUAGUAAAGCUUUAACUUUUCUUGCUCCUGUAGGAAGCAUUUGAACAUGUUUUCACAUGCAUUCAAGGAAAGAAAACAGAGACUAAAAAGCUGUCUUGUUCAUCAAAAUCACAUUAAGGCACAUUUUUAAGAGCAGGUUUGAAAAAGAGGACAGGGGAUCCAUGGUAUAACUACAUCAAAGAAUAGAUUUAACAAUUUUAUUCAUGGAAAAAAUCAACAUCUGCUGGAUAUUCACUGCCUUCUCAAUCGGAGUUUUCUAACUUUUACUCGUGUUGUUUACUGUUCCUAAAUAUGGAACAUGAAACCAAGUUGAAGCUAUAUCUCUAGUAGUAAUUACAUUCUAACCUCUGACAUUUGCAUUAUAAACAUACGUGGACUAUGCAGCAUCUCAGGUGAAACCAAAACAAAUAAUUUUUUAUUGUUUUUUACAAUGUGAAGGAUUUUAGUGACUAUUAAUGGGAUGGGACUGAUCUUUUUAUGGACAAACUGCAAACUUUACAUCUGUAUCUGUUUUUUAUCUGCUUCCUGACUGUUCCGUAGGACCAAAAGAAGCACUUUUUACAUUCAGAAGUACACAAAAACCAGCUGUAUGAUCAAUAAUGGUGCACAUAUCUCAUCAAUCUCUGUAAGCUAUGCUCUUUUUUUUUUCCGGUUUUGUCCAGAAAACCAAAGCACCUUCAACUUCCAGGAUUUUAAUACUUUUUUUGUAAAAGCGGCAUGAACUAUGAUAGACUUUUUGUAAUACGUUCCUAAAUAUGUGGAUUUGCUGUGUUUUCAUUGUUUCACUGUCUCAGAAGGAUGCUGGCUUUGCAUUCUUUUCCUUUUUAUAGAAAAUCUGACAUUUUAUGACACAUUCUCUUCAACUCAUGUCAAAGUGCACUGUGAUUGUAAACUUAUGAAGUUUUUGAACGCAGUCAAUAAUUUAUUUACCUUCCCAGUGCUUUGAGAAUGUCUGAUGUGGAACAAUGGUGUAAAAUAUGUUUGUGUUUUACUUUGUAUUUUAUUGUAAAGAAAAUCAAUUUGUUUUACUGUAAAAAAUAAAAUAAAAUAAAAAUCUAUUUCAACUAA
Molecule: messenger RNA, 3117 nt
Organism: Notolabrus celidotus (New Zealand spotty)
Lineage: Eukaryota; Metazoa; Chordata; Actinopteri; Labriformes; Labridae
Product: sialin
Exons: 11
Coding region: 268-1800 (510 amino acids)
Biological process (GO): monoatomic anion transport; transmembrane transport
Molecular function (GO): transmembrane transporter activity
Source: RefSeq, a predicted model, not a curated record